Messenger RNA from Ctenopharyngodon idella (grass carp), 5892 nucleotides. RefSeq names its product zinc finger DHHC-type palmitoyltransferase 5a (gene zdhhc5a). Bases 2154 to 4454 code for a protein of 766 amino acids. Gene Ontology annotation, molecular function: palmitoyltransferase activity. NCBI's taxonomy places the organism in Eukaryota, Metazoa, Chordata, Actinopteri, Cypriniformes, Xenocyprididae. The transcript is spliced from 12 exons. The record is from RefSeq and is a predicted model, not a curated record. Gene Ontology annotation, biological process: protein palmitoylation.
AGCUCUCCACCAAUGAGCUCACAGGAGGGCGGGGACGUCAGACUGUUCUGGGAGGCUCGUGGAUGUGGACUGGAGCUCGUGCCGCUGCGCUGAGCUGGGUGAAAAUACGUUAAACCUGCCGUUAGCUUUAAGCUAGGCGAGCUUUAUCAAGUCAUACGCGACAGAAUAGAUUUAAACGGUUAUUGAGAAGACCCAAAACUUGAAUGAGAUUUUAUCAGCUCGAGUGUGUAAAAAAAUAAGGCGAAAGAUCCAUAGUUUGGACGCAGGCUAACUGGCUAAGUGAGCCGUCGGCAAGACCCCACCACCCAAAGAUUGAAACGGAGAUUAAAGCCAUCAUCUAAUCUAUUAAAGAGGAUAACCAAUGUCACACACACCAGUCCUCUAAAGCAGCGACGCCAAUGAACUGACAGGUGGAGUUUAUUUCCAUUCUCCCCAGCACAACCACUGGAAGCCCAUCAUUGAAUGCGUGCGUGCUAACUCUGUGAGUGUGCAUAUGGUCCGCAGAAAGAGGAGAUAACUCCACCGAGUCAGAUAAGGAAGUGUAGGCAUGGCUCGAGGCACUCCCUUGAGGCCGCGUCCCCCUGAGAUCCUUAUGUAAUGCCUCCUCAUCUGCAAAUAGACAUCAGCUGGGCCUGAUACACUCAUACAAACACGCAUAAGGAAGUCCCUGAACUGUCCCAAGGGAGAAGUUGAACUCUUGUACAUUGUUUUCUCUUUGACCCCUCCUCCCUCAAUCCCCACAUAAGCACCUGUGCAUCCUGGGAUUCCUCCGAGCUCCAACGUUUUCAUUUCAGAAUUGCUCCACUGACCUGGAUCAAUUCCCAGAAUUGUUGAGGUGUGUGCGAGUGAAGUGCUGCUCUUUUCACCUGUUUUUGUCUCUGCAAGCUCCAUCAAAAAAGGUGUUUUUGACGGACCAUUCCACUCAUUUUAUGCCUCUUGUCGCCAAGAUCGAGAAUUUGAUCUAAUCAGCCAUGCAGGUGUAAGCCUGUUUACUUGUGAAGAUACUGGCCUGUUCUUUAAAACUAACCUGUUGGAUCAGCAAUGCUUCGACUCAGGAGAGAGACACACAAGGCUCCAUUUCUUAAGGUGCAGUGUAGCACACGUUGGUUGAAAUGAAGGAGAGACAUUUUUAUAUCUUCUGAUAGUGUGGAUGGUGGGGGGAAACUGUUAACGGUUGUGGCUGCCGUCUGAUUCCUUCAUUGUUGUUGCUCCCUUCAAAACUGAACUACACCAAAAAUCCUCCUGUCCCUCUCUUUGUCUCUCGCCAUUUCAUUUUUUUAUAUAUAUUUUGGUGAUUUAGUCAACUCCCAUUCACAGCAGAAGAAAACAAAAUUGGCAACUUUUGAAAUCCUUAAACUGACUACAGUGCUGCUUAUCAAAACACCAAACUCAAAUAAUACAUUUUUAAAAUAUUUGUUAGCAUUAAAAAAAGAAAACAAAUUCAUAAACAUUACUUUCCUUUACCUCUUAUUUUAUACAGUAACACCAAAUCUUUCUCAUAAAGUAAACAAUUUUCACAUUUUUUGUUACAUUUUUAAAGCACCACUGAAGAUUUAGGCCUAGACAGUAGAAGUGGUUAGACAUUUGAGUUUUUAAAAUUGUUUUGGUUUUUGUUUUCAUUUUGUUUUUUGUUCCAGUCAUUUUUUCUUGGCAUUUUAUAAACAUUUUUUCCUAAGCCUUUUAAGUUUGCGUUUUCAAUAUAUAAAUAUAUAUAUAUAUUUUUAUUUUUUUUUUUUUUUUUUUUUUUUUACAUGACCAAAAAAGUAAUAUUUAGACUUGACAAACUACAGAUGUUUUGAGCAAUUUUUGUUCAGUGAUUGGCUUUAUACAUUUAGUAAUUUAUAAGUGUCUAAACAUCAGAAACUUUAAUUCAAGAAUUUGCUAAAACCCAAAAUUUCUUCAGUUUACAAUUUUUUUUUUUUUUAAUCCUUUUUUUUAUUUAUUUAUUUUACUUACUUUCUCCAUAUUCUCUCUUUUGAGUAUUUCUGUUUUGUACUUUUGAAACAAUGCUCAUCUUGUGGCCUUUUUCUAUAAUGCCAAAAGGACAGCAACUUCUCCCUUAGUCUUUCUUUUUUCAUUUGUGCUGUCUCAACACAAACACACUCACAAACGGAUAAUUUUGCGGGGCGCGCUGCCAUCCUGCCCCCUGGGUGAUGCCGAGCGGCAGCAUGAGUGGGGGCGUGUCUGGACCCACUUCCCCACCCCACCCCACCAUUCCAUCCAGACCUCUCCGGCCUAGUCGCUACGUGCCGGUCUCUGCGGCAACGGCCUUCUUGGUUGGAGCAACCACACUCUUCUUCUGCUUUACGUGCCCUUGGCUUUCAGAGCAGUUUUCUGUUGCUGUGCCGAUAUACAAUGGCAUUAUGUUUCUGUUUGUUCUGGCCAACUUCUGUAUGGCCACAUUUAUGGAUCCUGGCAUCUUCCCCAGAGCUGAGGAAGAUGAAGAUAAAGAGGAUGAUUUCCGGGCUCCUCUCUAUAAAACUGUGGAGAUUCGAGGCAUUCAAGUGCGGAUGAAGUGGUGCUCCACCUGCCGUUUCUACAGACCCCCACGUUGCUCACAUUGCUCCGUGUGCGACAACUGUGUGGAGGAUUUUGAUCAUCACUGUCCGUGGGUUAACAACUGUAUCGGCCGAAGGAACUACCGAUACUUUUUCCUGUUUCUGCUGUCCUUGACAGCUCACAUAAUGGGCGUGUUUGGCUUCGGCCUGCUCUUCAUUCUCUACCACACCCAGCAGCUGGACAGAGUGCAUUCGGCUGUCACUAUGGCUGUCAUGUGUGUUGCUGGGCUUUUCUUCAUCCCAGUAGCAGGUCUCACUGGUUUCCAUGUCGUGUUGGUGGCAAGAGGCAGGACCACCAAUGAGCAGGUGACAGGGAAGUUCAGGGGAGGCGUGAACCCCUUCACAAAUGGCUGCUUGAGGAACGUCUCGCACGUUCUGUGCAGCUCACAGGCACCCAGGUAUCUGGGUAGAAAGAGAAAGGCUCAGACAGUGUCUGUUCAGCCUCCUUUCCUCCGACCACAGCUUACAGAGGCUCAACUGGCAGCCAAGGUGCUCGACAACGGAAUCCAAGGAGACCUACACCGGUCUAAGAGCAGUUUGGAGAUGAUGGAGAGUCAAUCUGCUGACGCAGAGCCUCCGCCUCCACCUAAACCAGAGCUCAGAUACCCUGGGCUGUCACGAGGACCUGCCGGACACUCAGAGGAGAGCAGUCUGUUGAAUAAAGCUCCACCCACGCCCACCAUGUUCAAGUACAGACCCACCUACAGCAGCCCGGGCAAGAACCACACUGCCCUUACACAUGCAUAUGCCAACCAGAUGAGUCGUGGGGACAGUCUUAAAGAGUCCUCUUCCUCUCUCCUCCAGUCCAGUCAGCAGCCAGGCUAUCGCUCUGAGCCCAGUCUGGAUGGGCGUGAGGGGGGCGGAGUGGAGCGAAGCGGGGCAGAGCGAACAGGUGGGGGCCCUGGAGUACCUCCAGGCUCAGGGAUCCCAGGAUACUCCCUAGGAGGGCGCUCGUACCCCUCCUUCUCUGAUCCUACGGUGCUCGCCGGAGGGGCCUCACGGUCCUCCAGUGUUCGCUCUUCCCACAAUGCCCCGCCAUCUGAGGCUACCACCUCCACCAGCUACAAAAGCUUAGCCAAUCAGACACCACCACCGGCUCCUCGGAACGGCAGUCUGUCGUACGAUAGUCUGCUCACACCUUCCGAAAGCCCAGAUUUUGAAUCGGCGGCACCAGAGAUGUCACCAGGGCGACCGCACACACCAGUAGUCGGAUACAGUUCACCAUUCCUGUCAGCACAGAUCGCCCAGCAACGGGAGGCGGAACUCCACCAGCCAUCUGCCUCCAGCACCGCCCUCCUCGCCUCCCCGCAUCAUGCCGUCUAUCUACGUGGCUCCACCGCCUCCCCGCCGGCUCCGCCUGAACGCGAGCGAGAACGCCUGCUGCACGACUCGCAACCGCACCACCAUCACCACCACCACCAUCAUCACCAUCACCAUCGGCCGCCUCGCUUUUCUCGACCCCCGCUGCUCUCUGACUCGGGCCCCUCUCAGCCCUCGUAUCCAUACCGCACUCGCUCCACUGACACCCCCCUGCCGCCCACCACCCACCCUCCACGCUCGCCACACCCCCCGCCACUGGGGAAGUCCCUGUCUUACUCUAGCGCUGCCGCUGCAGAGAUGCAGUACCGCCUGGUCCGCAAAGCCUCGGCCUCGGUCGGGGGAGGGGGCAUACAGGCGCCAAAGGACGAGAUUCAGAUGAAGUCAUAUAGCCGGACAAACGGGCAGCCGAAACCACCUUCCAACCCCUCGUCCCCCUCUCAUCCUGUCAGCGUAUCGACUCGCCCAGGUCAGGCAUAUUCCAGUGCUGGCUCUUCUCAGAGCCCCGCCCACAAGCCUGGAGGUGGCGUGAAGAAGGUGACGGGUGUCGGAGGGACUACUUACGAGAUAUCGGUGUGAGAGAGCGGCUGUGUUCACUGGUGUUGUCAAGAAUAGAGCCAGGGACUCAUGUUCUUCACCAACAUAGCAGAAAAAAUCACGUGUGGCAGACAUUUAUUGGUGCCCAUGGGAAAGACCUGAAAAUAUUUCGAAAAGGAAAUCAAUGCUGACCAGCAGGUUUUGGUUGGAUGUGACAUGUAGGAGGAGGAGGAGGAGGAGGAGGAGGAGGAGGAGCAUGGGGGUUCAUUCAAGCCGUGACAUAGUGGGACUUUAAGACUCCUCACCAGUAAGGAGCUGUAAAACUUAAUUGGUGUGACGGAAAAGGACCGGAUUGCCUUCAAAACGUUUCAGAAAAAAAAAAAAAGAUUUUUAUCCGACAUAAAUGUGUAAAUUGUUCUGUAUAGAGAAAAAUGGUCACUGUUUUGUUUUUGUUUUUUCACAGAGUGGAAUUUGAUUUUUACGAAAGGGGACCUGUGGCAUUCAGUAGCCAUUUCAGACCACUGUGAUUGGCAUGCGACAAUGUUGCGUCUGUAUCCAAUCAGCACCAGGGAAGCAAAAUGGUAGAAAAGAUAAAGAAAUGGACUAAUGCAUUAUUUAAAUGACAGAAGCCUUUUCAAAUUAGUGUUUUCAGAGUUAUGGCCUUGGAAAUUCAAGGAAGAAAUGUUUUUAUUUAAUUUUUAAAAUGUUAUUUUAUAUGACUUUAUAAAUGGUUAUUGAUAAGAUCAAAAUGUUUUUUUUUUUUUUUUCUACAAAGGCUGAUAUUUGUUCUCUAUGGACUUAUCUAAUCAUAUAGACGGUUGAAGAGCUGGUGGCAUACUAGUGGCGAGAGAUCAGAGGGUUGCUCGUAGCAUAAAAAUGCAUUUGACACUGCAAUCUGUGGGACAUAUUUCAAAUUUUAUCCUGUAAACAUUGAUUGUCUGCCUCUUAGGUAUGAGGUUUUUUUUUGUUUUUUAAUACAUUAGAGGCAAAUCUCACUGGUGGCCUUAACUAGCCAGCCAUGUAGGAUUUAAAGCUUUCUGCUCACGAUGCCACAGAGCAUGCUGGGUAACCAUAUCAGUGCCCUCUGAUUGGAUGGCAGUUGAGCCAAUCAGUGGAAGUUAGCUGUCAUUCUGAAUCAGUGAAAGCCUUUUAUUUUGAAUGAUUUAAUUCUUACCCGUUACAUUCAAAAAGAUUGUGACAUUUUGACUCAUUUCAAUCAUCGUAUGUCUUGUCAGGGGUAUUGAUCAACAUUUAGGUCAGGGCUGGCCAAUCAGGGGACAGAAGGUAUUUGCUGGCUGACACAAAAGCCAAUGAAUACACUUAUAGGAAUAUUUUAGAUCAAAAGAUGGACUGAGGGAAAGGAGGAAAAGAAAGAAAAGAACGUGUACUGUAUAGCUCAGUGUGAGUGAGCAUGGUUGUGAAUAUGUGUAUGCGUGUGUGUGUGUGUGUGAGCAUUGGUAAUAAACUCUUUAUAAAUCAA